Messenger RNA from Plectropomus leopardus (leopard coralgrouper), 6907 nucleotides. RefSeq names its product TBC1 domain family, member 25 (gene tbc1d25). The record is from RefSeq and is a predicted model, not a curated record. Gene Ontology annotation, biological process: activation of GTPase activity; regulation of autophagosome maturation. Lineage: Eukaryota; Metazoa; Chordata; Actinopteri; Perciformes; Serranidae. Gene Ontology annotation, molecular function: GTPase activator activity. Gene Ontology annotation, cellular component: autophagosome.
GGACUGCUGCUCCCCCCCCCCAUCCCCCUACCUCAUCAUGUUAUUGAUCAUCAUGUUGGUGUAGGAGGAAAACAAAACUCCGACUAACCACCCUGUUCCCAAACGGAGUGUUUAAGAUGGCAGGCGAGGAGGAGAGGGGGGUGGUUCGUGUCAAAGUCAAGAAAUGUGAAGGGGCACUUCCUGUGGAGUUUCGCUCGUUUGCUGUUGAUCCUCAAAUAACGUCACUGGAGGUCCUGCAGCACAUCCUCAUUCGAGCCUUUGAUUUGAACGGGAAGCGGAAUUUCGGGAUCAGUUACCUGUCUCGAGACCGGAGCGGUGCUGAAAUGUAUCUGUCACUGCUGUCUGACUGGGAUUUGGAUGUUGCAUUUGUCAGUGCUGCCAAACCAUAUCUCCAGCUCAAGAUGGACAUCAAACCUUCAGAAGACAGUCCUGUUAUGGAGGACUGGGACAUCAUCAGCCCAAAAGACGUGAUUGGCUCUGAGCAGCUUCUGGCAGAGAGGACCAGGUCUUUAGCAUCUGCAGCUCUCCCCUUCACCCAGUCUCUACUGUCCCAGGUGGGCCGUACCCUGUCCCGAGUUCAGCAGGCCUUCAGCUGGUCUUAUGGGGAAGAAAUUAAGCCUUUCAAGCCCCCUCUGAGCGACGCAGAGUUUCACAGUUACCUCAAUGGACAGGGCCAGUUAACACGACCUGAGGAACUCAGACUGCGCAUCUACCAUGGGGGUGUGGAGCCUUCGCUGCGGAAGGUUGUUUGGCGGUACCUCCUGAACGUCUACCCUGAUGGACUCAGCGGGCAGGAGAGGAUGGACUACAUGAAGAGGAAGACUAGGGAGUACGACCAGCUGAAGAGAGAGUGGACAGUGCGGGUCAGCCCUGAGGACCUGGAGUUUAUCCGGGGGAACGUCCUGAAGGACGUCCUGAGGACAGACCGGGCUCAUCCAUACUAUGCAGGGUCAGAGGACAGUCCACAUCUGACCGCCCUCACAGACCUGCUCACCACAUUUGCCAUCACACAUCCACAGAUAUCGUACUGUCAAGGGAUGAGUGACAUUGCCUCCCCUAUACUUGCUGUAAUGGACAAUGAGGCGCAUGCCUUCAUUUGCUUUUGUGGCAUCAUGAAACGCUUGGAAGGGAACUUCUGGCCAGAUGGGCAACUCAUGUCUAUUAAGUUCCAGCAUCUGAAGCUGCUGCUGCAGUACUCCGAUCCUGAAUUCUACUCUUACUUGGUGUCCAAGGGAGCUGACGACCUCUUCUUCUGUUACCGCUGGCUGCUUCUGGAGCUGAAGCGAGAGUUUGCAUUUGAUGAUGCUUUGAGAAUGCUGGAGGUAACUUGGAGCUCCCUGCCCCCGGAUCCUCCUGAAACUGAAGUGGAGCUUCUGGGACCUCCAGUGGAAACUGAUGAAACAUUGUCCUGCAGAGACAAGGACCGGACAAUUGAGAAAUGCCUUGGGGAUGAGAAGGAACAAAAAGAGAAGCAGCGUAGACGACACAUGUUGAGGCCCUCAAGAGAAGAACCAGAUGUGAGCAGAAAUGCUGUCCUAAAAGAAAAGGGAAGCGAUGGUGAAUAUGACAUUCCUCAAGUGACAAUGGAAAAGGCCGACUUGCAGGCCCCUUCUUUUGAGAGGCAAACUAGUUUCGGGGAGUUUAAAUACUACACUGCUCGGAAUGAAGACAGCUUUCAUAUUGAGGAUGCUGAGCAGCCACAGGAGUUGGUUUCUUCAAAGUCAGCAACAGGCAUCCCAACACGCCAGUCCACAGUUGACAGUGAAGAGGACCCAGGAGAGAGAACACCUCUCAUUAAAAACUGUGACAAUGGUUUCUCUCCACUGUCAUCACUUCCUCUCUUUUCUAGUGGCCUACCAAUCUGGAAAACUGGCCCCUCUGGCUCUCCCACAUCUUCAACUUCACCCUCCAGCUGGCCAGGUGCUUCUCCAGAUUCUCCUCCAAAAUCGUCAUCCCCAUCCACGACCAAUGGAAGUGAGGCCUUACCAAGUACUGUCCCAAAAGUGUUGACCUCCUCUGCCCAAGUGCUCAGCAGUACAGGGAUCAACUCGCCCACGACCCCCACUGUAAAAACAUCUGUCGCAUCUCCAACCCACACCCAGAAUCGGUCCCUACUCUCUUCACCCAUUUUGUCUUUUGGAAGAGGCCCCUCGCUGUAUGGCAGCAGGUCAUCCUCCAACAAUCUCCUGUCACCUGGUAGCAAAUCCCCGAGCACCACAGCCAACACUCCCAGUUCUUCAAAAGCUGACACCACCAGCAUCAAACCGUGUUCGCUGCCGCCGCCUCAAGAGUUCGGCAAAGGCAAUCCCUUCAUGCUGUUCCUGUGCCUGUCCAUACUGCUGGAGCACCGAGACCACAUCAUCAAGAACAGCUUUGACUACAAUGAGCUAGCCAUGCACUUUGAUCGCCUUGUGCGGCGCCACAACCUGAGCAGGGUGCUGCAGCGAGCCAAGGCCUUGUUUGCAGACUACUUGCAGAGUGAAGUGUGGGACUCAGAGGAAGGGGACGAGGUUAGCUCGGACUCCCCAACAACAACCACCGCUGCUCCACACUCCCCCUCUUCAACCAUCUCCACCAGGCCCAUUUACAGCCCUUUAGCGUCACCUCAGCCAUCAUCACCAAACUCUACCUAUAACCUGGCCACCACCAUUCCCUCCCCAACAGCUCAACUCUCCCUCUCUCCCACCUCCUGAGUCCAUCCUGCAUCAUUGGCUUCCCAUCCUCAGAGAACUCCUCAGUAGACUGUUUGUGGCCCAUUGGAGGUGUAGAUCUUUUUUAGAUAGCCUUACAUACUGAAUUGGUUGGUAAUGAUCUUGUCAUCCUGUGUAUGCUUGAAUACAUAUAUAUCUUGUGUCUGUAAUUGUCCUAAUAUUUCAUUUUCUCCUCAACCGUUAUGUUGUCUGUCCUUGGAAGAGGAAAUGAAGGAGCUAAAAUUUUCAUGGUAUCUUUAUCUCUACUGAUGCAUGAAAUGUUGAAAAGGCAUUUAGCCUGAGCUGUCCUUUUUACUGACUUUGUUUACCAGCUCCUGUCAUGUCCAAUAAGCCACACAUGUGUCUUAACUGAAGCACUCAAGUUACAUGAGUUCUAAACAGGGGAAAAUCCAGACUCUGAAUAGUUGUUAGUCUGUCACAUAGACUGUAUAUAAAAUUGGACAAUGCGUGAAGCUAAAAUAUCCUGGACACAGCUGCUGCCAUCAUGCGCUGGUGACAUCAUUUGGAGCUAGAUUCUGCGCAGUAACGAUCUUGGCAGUGGGAGAGUUCCCGCCAAAACACCUGUUUGACCAGUUGCCAGCAGCGAUUGACCACAAUUGAACAGGAGCUCAUGGAUUGGCUCGGAUUGAAUGGCCGCACUUUGUGGGAACUGUUAUGUUGUCCAUCUUUAUAUACAUUCUAUGGUCUGUCACAAAGUAAAUUGAAAACAGUACUUGGAAUCAAGACAAGGCCAGCACACAUGCUGCACUUACCUAACCCAACUGACAGAGCAUGACACCAUUAACAAUGAAGAGUAAACCAACAGUGCAUUCACACAGGAUGUAGGGAUGUCAACGGUUAAAAGGUAACUGGUUAACCUCCAAGAAUAUUUUUGACAUGUCGGUCUAGAGGUUAAUUUUGCUGCUCCUCAGUUCACUGCACUGCGCACCACCAUGUUUGCAUAGGAGCUAGCUAGCUAGCAGCAGUGCUUAUUUGGCACUAUGUAUUGCUAAUAACAUCUUUCCCACCCACCAGCUUUUUUUGGGUUAAAAAUUAGCUGGUUAGUUACUAGUGAAUGAGUGUUUGUCUUUCGAAAGCAGAUUUAAUCAAAACUGACAUCCCUAACAGGAUGAAAGAUUUUUCUGCUGGAGAUGUAACACGCUAUUAAGCAACUAUCCUACUUUUCCUCUAAGGUUUAACUUGGCAGUGAUCAAAUUUUAAAGCAGCAUAGAGAGAGCUAAGGUCAUAAAUGAUGUUAGUGAUGCCUCCAGUAGUGAAGGUAAAAGGUGUAUUUUGCCUCUGAUUCUUGUAGCUCAGUAAUAUUUUACUGUUAAAAAUGCCCAUGAAAACCCUAAUAGGACAGGGGAUGAGACCUGUGGUAGACUAAAGAUCUGUCUUAAUGUGAUAGGAAAGUGUUUGGAGCAGCAGCGUGUCCAGAGUGAUGAGCAGAGCCAAACUGAAUGUUGAGCUCACAUCAUCAGGAUGGUCUUACCAGGCUAUCCAGUGUUUGUUAACAGCUAAUGUUUCUACUGUCGGUACGUUGGGUGUUUGGGACAAAUAAAUGCGGACUACACAAACAGCACGGCACUUAAAGUCAUGUGAAGGGUGUGAGGCUAAAAGUAGCUUCCCUUUUUGUCUGACCAUACCAUGAGAAAGGCACCCUGAUGAUGUCAGAGGGACAUUCUUAAAUCUGUCUCUCACAUGUCCCCCAAUUUUCUGAAAUACUAUGUCGCAGAUCCAUUGCCGAAAGCUGCUUUCGCAGUGAUUUCGGUUGGAUUUUGCACUUUACUCUUCCAAAGUGCUUUUGCAUAUGGUCUCAGUGGCAGAGUUGGACACCCAGAGAGAUGGGUUCAAAUACAAUAAUGCUGCAGUGGCUCCUACACUCCACCACAGGAAGACUCCCACACAUUCAGCUCUGUUUUGUGCUGUAGAUGAGCCAAACUUCUUCACCCUGUCAUCUCGUUGCCAUGAGCUUGAUAUUCUUUCCAUUUCUGCUAUCACCAAAACAAAACUUUCUGAAGGUGUUAUGUUUGAAUGCUUGAAUGGCUUACUGCUUUGUAAAAAAAAUAGUGGUUACAUGUUUCUUAUUUGUCCCCGGGGGGAGUGUAGGUGAGGUGAGAUAAGGGGAAAUGAGUGAUUUCACAGUAACAGUCAAACUGGCAACAUCCCAGAUGUUGGGUUAGUGCAAUGAGUAUGUAUCUGUAGUAUGUUCACAUAUGAGGGUUAAGAAAUUCUUAUACACUCACCGGUGUCUUUUUUUUUUAAUUUGUUGUUUUUGCAUUAGUUUUUUUUUUUUUAUUACUUUGAACGUGCCUCAGCCAAUCACAGCUGAGGACCUGUUUUCUGAAGUUUAUCAGCUGAUAACAGACAAGGCUAUGUUUAUUUUAUGUUUAUAUUAUUGUUUAUGUUUAUAUUAUUCAUGACAUUAAGGGUCACAUCCAGUCAUACAUAGCAAGUUAACCCUUUGAAACCUGGAGCGACUUCACGUUUCUUGCCCUGCCUUUAGAUGCCUUUCAUAAGUACUUAAUUGGAACCAAAUUGGUUUUGUUUUCUUUUGAAAACAUGGGGAAAAAAGGCAAUGAGCAGUUUAGCCAGACAUGUUCUACAAAUUGCAAGAAAUUAAUCGAUUUAGAAAAUUAAGAAAGGCUGGGGAGAAACUAAAUUUAUAAUUAUCAUAAUUGCAUAUUAAAAUUACAUGACAGAGUUAUUAUAAUUUUUAAGCACUUUUUCUGGGUCAUUUUCUUGUUGGAUUGUUUUUUUCUUUCUUUUUUUCUUGUCUUUGUUCAAAACUAGCUUUCAGGUAAUUUGUUGCUAAUUUUUUGGUCAUUUCUUUCGUUGCUCAUUGCUGUCUUUCCAGUUUUCAAAGGGUUAAAACAGGACAAAACAGCUGAUCAUUUUUGUUUGAUGACAAAGAUAAUUUUGGCAUUGAUGUGCAUUCUAUAAACACCAUUCUGCUGAUGUACUGUAUGUGCUGGAUUCCUACAUUUAAACUGGUACUGUACAUUGUUUAAUGCUGUGGUGGUUUAUAAUCUUGAGAUGUAUCAUUUUAGCACUUUGGUUAUUGCUGUUUCCCAAAGACUCUUUUUGUUCUGUUUUCUGUGUUAUGAUUUCAAAGACACCAUGUUUGUCUAAAUGAGGCUAAUUAAUGCACAAUGGCAGUGGAAUAUUAUGUGAUGCCACUUGACACGGCAGAAGCAUCAGCCUGUGUGCAACCUUUUCGCAGAGAAGUGCCUCACUGGUUUCAGUCCGUAGCCUUGACUUCUGUUUCUUUUGUGCUCUUAGCAUCUGUCUGCAUUGUGUCGUCACACAGGCUAACUUGAGAGCCAGUUAUAGGGCUGAGUAAUAUCUGAAUCAAAUGAUUAAUCGACAGACAUUGUUAAUAUGAAAAGGUGUUCAGCUGUGAUUUUAAGAGAAGUGUGACUGGAUAAAUGUAUGCAUGCAUGGUGUUUACUGCAGGAGACAAGUUAUUUUAAACCAUUUCAGAUAGAACCAAAUUAUAUAUUACUAUAUAAUUCUUUUUUUAAAUGUCUCGCUGACUCUGCCUAAUUUUAUUUUUAGCAUUCCUGUGUAAAAAAAAAAAGUUAAAAAAAAAAAUGCUGAGUAAAAAUUAGGAUAUACCAAGUCUAAAUUAAAAUGAAAAAAGUCAUUGAUUUGACUCAAAAUUAUGUGAUAGUCAACAUAAAUUAUGAUAAAGUAAAUCAGAAUAUGACAAUUAAUUAAACUGUAUGAUGAUGAUGAAGAUGAUGAUUAUUAAUUCUAACUAAACUUUCUAUAUGAAUUUGGACCUACAUUGAGUGUUUGUAUUCUUGUCAUUCCUAACUCUGGAUCUUCGGUUGUCCAUGCCUGAGAAUGUCUGUAAUGUCUCACAUCAUCAAAUGAAACUGGCCAGAAUAGGUGAUGUUCUUAGUGUCUCAGGAGGAUCUUUAGAAGUAUUUUAUUCCAGACAAAGCAGACACAACAAAAUCUUCCUUUUUCCUCACUGAGAUAUGUGAGGCUACAGAAGUGUAGAACUGCUGGGCAAGGAAAAAACUGAUCAGAAUCAGGAAAUAACAUGAAGGUUUCAACAUGAUUUUCAUGCUUUUACCAUUCUUUUCAUGUUAAAACAAUUUAAAAUGCAUAACUUUUCAUGUUAUAACAUUGAAAGUCAUUGUUUGUUAUAACAUGUAACUAUCUUUUUGUAAUAUGAAAAUAUCUCGGAAAUCUCCUAUCUCUAGGAA